AUGGCACUGAGAUCAAGUCUUCUAUGGUUCGCCGGCCUCGUUGCCAACGUCGCCGCAGCAGACGUCGAUGCAUUCAUUUCCCAGCAAAGGGACAUCGCUCUCAAAGGGGCUCUGAACAACAUCGGUCCGAAUGGCUCUCAGGUCCAAGGCGCCAGCGCUGGCAUCGUCGUGGCCAGUCCAUCCAAGAAUGACCCUGACUAUUUCUACACCUGGACGCGUGAUGCCGCGUUGACAAUGAAGGUGAUCGUCGAUGAGUUCAUAUUUGGUCGCAAGGAGCUCCAGGUCUACCUCGAAGACUACUACCGCUCUCAGGCUGUUUUGCAGACCAUCACGAACCCCUCGGGAUCCUUUUUACCGUCUGGACGUGGCCUCGGCGAAGCCAAGUAUACUGUCGACGGCUCGCGCUUCAACGGCGCAUGGGGUCGCCCGCAGAGAGACGGCCCGGCGUUGCGUGCCAUUACUCUCAUCACCUACUCCCGCUGGCUCGCAGAGAACGGCGAGCAAGCCAAAGCCAAAAAUGUCAUCUGGCCCAUCAUUGCCAAUGACUUGUCCUACACCGGCCAGUACUGGAACUCGACAGGCUUCGACCUCUGGGAAGAGGUCUCUGGCUCUAGCUUCUUCACAACUCAGAACCAGUACCGUGCCCUUGCUGAGGGUGCAGCCCUUGCGCAGUCUCUCGGUGUGAAGUGCACGGGGUGUGAGUUGGCACCCGACGUCUUGUGCUUCCUUCAGACGUUCUGGAACAGCAACGACGGUUACUACACCGCCAAUAUCAAUACCCAAACUGAGCGCUCGGGCAAGGACGCAAACGUUAUGCUUGGCUCUAUUGCUGUCUUUGACGUGACUGCCAGCUGCGAAGACCCGUCCAUUCAGCCAUGCCACAGCCAAUCUUUGAGCAACUUCAAGGUCUGGGUCGACUCUUUCCGCAACGCCAGUCUCUACCCCAUCAACAAAGGUAUUGCCCCAAACAAGGGCAUUGCUCUUGGUCGCUACUCCGAGGACGUUUACUUUGAUGGAAACCCUUGGUACCUCAUUACCAUCGGUGCCGCCGAGUUUCUUUACGAUGUGGUGGCCCAGUGGAAUGCGCAGGGACAGAUUAAGGUUGAUGCGACGUCGCGACCCUUCUUCGCCGACUUGUACCCACCUGUCAAGGAGGGAACCUACCAAAGGAGCAGCAACAUCUCCGGCGCCUACGCUAGUAUCACCGGCGCCGUCAAGGCAUACGCCGAUUCCUUCAUCGAAAUCGCACAAAAGUACACGCCCGCCAACGGCUCUCUCGCCGAGCAGUUCAACAAAAUCACGGGCACCCCACUCUCGGCACGAGAUCUCACAUGGUCCUAUGCAUCUUUCGUCACUAUGGCCGAGCGCCGCGCCGGCCUUUACCCUUCUAGCUGGGUGCCCGCCUCUUCUGAAGUACCAGCUGCCUGCGCCGCCACCUCGGUAACAGGCCUUUACGUCCCCGCCAUUGCUGCCGGCGCCCCCAAUGUGACAGGCUCUUGCACCAUCGCUGUGUCCUUCCUCGUUAAUGCCACGACCUACUAUGGCGAGGAACUCUACGUUCUUGGUAACAUCGCCGAUCUCGGCUCCUGGAAUGUGGAGAACGCGCAGCCCAUGACGGCGUCCGGCUAUACAGCCGAACGGCCGUUGUGGAACGUCGACGUCGAGCUGCCUGGUGGCCAGAACAUUACAUACCUCUACGUCAGGCGUCAGAACUGCAACCAGGGCUACAUCUACGAGGAGAGGAACCGCACACUGGCGGUUCCUCCUUGCAAUUCGACACAGAACCUGGUGGUAGACGACACUUGGACGGGGCGCCAGGGAACGAGUGGUAGUUGCUAG
This is a messenger RNA of Colletotrichum graminicola M1.001, 1839 nucleotides long. RefSeq names its product glycosyl hydrolase family 15. Gene Ontology annotation, cellular component: fungal-type vacuole. The transcript has 4 exons. Gene Ontology annotation, biological process: polysaccharide catabolic process. Gene Ontology annotation, molecular function: starch binding; glucan 1,4-alpha-glucosidase activity. Lineage: Eukaryota; Fungi; Ascomycota; Sordariomycetes; Glomerellales; Glomerellaceae. The record is from RefSeq and is a predicted model, not a curated record. The coding region runs from base 1 to 1839 and encodes 612 amino acids.